Dromaius novaehollandiae (emu) is the source of this 7625-nucleotide messenger RNA. It is a transcript of the gene TDRD6, whose product is annotated as tudor domain containing 6. The transcript has 5 exons. Bases 51 to 7064 code for a protein of 2337 amino acids. The record is from RefSeq and is a predicted model, not a curated record. NCBI's taxonomy places the organism in Eukaryota, Metazoa, Chordata, Aves, Casuariiformes, Dromaiidae.
GGUGGUGGCCACGCUGCUACCGCGUGCGGGAGCGGUGCGGCGGCGGCGGGAUGUGCUCCGCGCCGGGGGUGCCCAGCCCCGGCACAACCGUCUCCCUGCGGGUCCGCGCAGCGGACGUGCACUCGGAGGCGCCCGUCGUGCGGCUCUGGGGGCUGCUGGGCGAGCGCCGCGAGGACUACGCCCGCCUUCACCGUGAUGUCCAGGCUGCGCCGGGCCCGCGCCUGGCGGCCUCUCCGGGCCCCGCCGGGGUGGCGGACAGUGGAGCCGAGCUGCGUGCCGGGGAGCUGUGCCUGGUGGAGCUGAGGGGCUUCUGGCACCGCUGCCGUGUGGUGAGUCGCCGUGAUCGGGACUACCGCGUCUUCCUGCUUGAUGAGGGCUGCACAGUGCCUGCAGCUGCCUAUUACCUGGCACGGGGUCGUGAGGAGCUUUUCCACCUGCCGCCUGAAGUGCUGGGCUGCGUUGUGGCUGACCUGGUACUCUUCAGAGGUGGCAGGGUAGUGGCCUGUGGGGAGCCGCCACUCUCCACCUGCACAGCGAAGGCUGUGGAGUUUCUCGGUUACCUGCACGGCAAGGAGGUGUCCGGCCUGGUGCGGGAAGUGAUGAUGCCGCAGCUCCUCGUAGUGCUUGAGCUGCCGCAGCUUGUGGCCCAGAUGCACCACCUGGGCCUGGCCAGGCAGGUCACCCCCAGUUGGUUCUGCCUGAUGCUCAAGCGCUGCCUGGCUCAUGCCCACUUGCAGAACCAGCUCAAGCUGCAGCCUCCAGCUCAUCUGCCUGCAGCUUCUGCAGUGCCACUGCUCCUCCAUGUUUUCCCUCUGUAUCAACCUGUGUCACCUGCCUUGGAUUACUUCUACCCGCAACUUCAGCUGGGAGUGACAGAGCCUGUGCUAGUGACCGAGAUCUCUGACCCCCACCACAUAUAUUGCCAGUUGCGGAGCCUGUCCCAGGAGAUCCAUCGCCUUUCUGAUACCAUGCACCAGCUUUUUGAUGGAGCCACUUGGGAGCAGGUUUUACUACUCAAACUGGGCUCACCCUGUGCUGCCCGUGGCAUUGGUGGCCACUGGUACCGAGCGCUCCUGCUGGAGGUUGUUGCUGGGGAGCGGGACCAACAAGUGGCCCAGGUGAUCUUUGUGGACUAUGGCAAGAAAGAGUUUGUGACGGCCUCUAACCUGCGCCAUUUGCCUCUUGAGUGUUUUCACAUGCCAGUGGUGACUUACCCAUGUGCCCUUCAGGGUAUCUCGCAUGGGGGUCAUGGCUGGUCCCCAUCCCAGAUCAGCAAGAUGAAAGCCUUGUUGUUAGGCAAGGGAGUGAAUGCUCGCAUUGAAACUUUUAAUUCCUUUGAACAUCUCUAUUAUGUGAGCCUGUAUGGUGAAGAUGGCAUGAACUUGAACUGUUUCUUUGGGGUGCAGGCUCGCUGCCUGGCUAGCAGCCUUAUGCAGGUCAGGCAAACUGAGACUCGGGAGCAGCUUGAAGUAGAAGAAUCCACAGCUGAAGAUCUGGGGUCACCACCAGGAGCACCUCCUGUUGCUUUAGUGCAAAGACAUUUGGUGUCUGUUCCUAUAGUUGGCGUGCGUCUGAAGUUAGGCGCGUUCUAUGAUGCGCAGAUCUCCCAUCUCCGAGAUCCGUCCGAGUUCUGGCUGCAGCUCCAGGAGCAUCACCAGCUCUUCAGCCAGCUUAUGCAGAGUAUGUGGAAUUUUUACUCCCAAGCCACGAACCUGGAUGGUGUUACAGGGGACCUGCAGCCUGGAUACCUUUGUGCCAGCAGGAAAGAUGGUGCCUUUCAUCGAGCCGCAAUCACCAGAGUACUGGACAGUGCUAUAGAAAUACAUCUGGUGGACAGAGGCAAUGUGGAAACUGUAGACUGUGGUGAGAUAAAGGAGCUCUUCCCUCAGUUCAAGGAACUACCUGCAUUAGCUCUGAAGUGUUGUUUGGCAGGUACCUCUCCUCUGAGGGGGAGUUGGAGUGAAGAAUCUGUGUCUGCCUUCAGAAAGAUUGUGCUGAACAAGAGUCUAAGGAUUCGUGUUUUAGGCACACAGGGUGAUAAAUAUGUGGUUGAAAUUCUUGACCAAUCCCAAUUAGGAGAGAAAAGUGUAAGUAAAAUCAUGACCAAGGGAGGAUACGCUAAAUACCGGAGGUCUGAAAUACCUGAGACAGUACAAAAAUCGUCUGGUCAGGCUGCAAGGCAAGAUUCAUCUGCAGGAUGUGCUAGGGAGGAAAAACAAAUAAAUAUGGUGGAAAGACUUGGAGAAUCUGAUCCAAAGAGAAAUGGUAGAGCAUUAAGUCCUUAUAUGACUCUGGUCAAAGAUGGUCCUUUUGCCAUUCACAGUUCAAAAACUAGUGAAUCUGUUCCUGCUGAGAAAAAGUGUGAGGGCACACAAAACCUGCCCUCUUCUCUUGCACAGAAUUACCUGGAAAUGAGGCCAGGUUCUUAUGGUGGUCAGUUAGAAGUUGGAAGUACAGUUAAUGUAGUUGUAUCAUAUGUUGAGAGUCCUGGUUGUUUUUGGUGUCAAUUAAGUAGGAAUUGUCAUGACCUUAAGAUAUUAAUGGCUGAAAUUCAGGAGUAUUGUAAGAAUUCAUCUCAACCACACAUCUGGCCAAAUCCUGUAUGUUUAGCCCAGUACUCGGAGGAUGAAAAAUGGUACAGGGCUCUAAUUGUUAGUGAAGUUACUUCUACAGAGCAAGUAGAAGUAAUAUAUGUUGACUAUGGCAACAGAGAGUUGGUCUCUAGAACACAUCUCCGUUCAACUAAUGAAAACUUUCUUAACCUAAAGGCUCAGGCUUUCAGGUGCAGCCUUUACAACUUAAUCCAACCAAAUGGUCAGGAUCCUUUUUUUUGGGAUGAAAAAGCAGUUCUGGCAUUUCAAGAGUUUAUUGAUGCCUCAUCGUGUCAGUUGGAGCUGAAGUGUACAAUAUUUGCCUUGGCUUCAAUAAACAAUAAAGAACUGUUUAAUAUUGUGGACUUAAUGACACCUUUUCAGAGUGCUUGCCAGUUUCUGAUAGAAAGAGGUUUGGCUAGACCUUUGCCACCUCAAAAACCUCUGGCAUCCUCUGUUCAGCUUCAUUCUUACUAUUAUUCUAUGCAUGAUAUCAAAAUUGGGAGUGAAGAAGACAUUUAUAUUACGCAUGUUGAUGAUCCAUGGAAAUUUUACUGCCAGCUUGCAAGAUGUACGGAUAUCUUGGCACAGCUUACAGAAAACAUUGGUCAUCUAAGUAAAACAGUGACUAGUUUAAAAACCUUGCAAAAAUCUGGGAAGUUGUGUCUUGCGAGGUAUACUGACAAUCACUGGUACAGGGGAGUAGUUACAAAAACAAAACCUAAUAAGGAAGUCUUCUUUGUGGAUUUUGGGAACACAGAGCUGGUAAAGAAAGAAGAUCUGCUUCCUGUACCCAGUGGUGCUUAUGAUGUCUUGCUUUUGCCAAUGCAGGCCAUAAAGUGUUCUUUAUCUGAUAUAUCUACUGUUCCAAAAGAAGCUACAGUGUGGUUUAAACAAGCUGUCCUAGAGAGGCGAUUAAAGGCAAUAGUGGUUGCAAAGGAAUCUGAUGGAAAACUGUUGAUUGAGUUGUUUGAUGGUAAUACUCAAAUUAAUGCAAAAUUGAAGGAGGGGUUAAGAUUAACAAACAAUGUAGAGCUGUGUAGGCAUGUAGAAAACGAAACUUCAAGCCAUAGAAAUACAGACGUGAAAGAGAGGAAUGAGACUGCAGAGUUGUCACCUGCGUGUUCAGGAAGGAUUCUUGAAAGAAAAAAGUGGAGCCCUGAAGCCCAAGGAGGAGAAGGGAGUAGCAAAAUGCACUUAAAACAAAAAGAUAUAAACCUCUUCCAGACUGUUACAAAGAGAGAACUGGAAGCUGAAUUACUGGAGUCUGAAAAGUAUGGCAAUAAUAAAGAUGCUUUGUUACUAAAUAAAGUGGAGAAUAGAAACUGCUUUUCCCUUACCAAGAAAGAUGAACCAUCACGUGUUAAAUCUGAUACUAAAAGCCAGUGUAUACCACUUAAAAACAUAUCCGAUCUACCUCAGAAGAACAUAGUGCCAGCUCUUAAAGUGCUAGUGUAUGUUUCUCAUGUAAAUGAUCCUUCAGAUUUUUAUGUUCAACUGGUAAGUGAUGAGUCUGAACUUAACAGUAUUUCAGAAAGCUUAAACAGUGAGACAAGAGUGCAGAACCCUUGUGGACAACUCUUGCAAGCAGGAGACUUGAUCAGUGCUGUUUAUUCAGAAGACAGCUUAUGGUACAGAGCUGUAGUAAAAGAUAAGACUUCUGAGGAUUUGAUUAGUGUGCAAUAUAUUGAUUAUGGUAAUACUUCAGUAAUUAAUGUUGGUCAAGUGUGUAGACUCCCUGAAGACUUGUCAUCUAUUCCAGCAAUAAGUAUUCACUGCUUACUAGGUGGACUUAAAUGUAAAAAACCUACAAAUUGGGCAGAGAAAGCAAUGCUUUACUUCUCCCAGAGAACAAGUGAAGUUCAGGUAACAUGUGAAUUUGUAGAGAAAGUUGAGGAUAAAUGGGAAAUUAUUCUCAGUGACCAUCAAGGUAUAAUAACAGUGGAUUUAGUUAAUGGAAAUCUUUCAAGUAGGGAAAGAUCUCAUUCAACAGAAGCACUUGACAAAAGAGAAAAUGGUGCUGAAGUGGUAAAUGUGUGUGAGCCUUUGCCUCCUAAUGAGCAAAGUGAAACUUCCGAUGUAAGUGGCUCUAAAUCAUUUAUCUGGAAGAUACCAGAGGCAGGUCAAACUGUAAAAAUUUAUGUCACAGUAGUAAAGGGUCCAGAGUAUUUUUGGAGUCAGGGUGCUGAUACAGAAAACAUAAAAUACAUAGAGGAAAAAAUAAAGGAAGCUGAAAAUCUUGGACUAAACUCUAUGAAUGAUUGCAGAUCUUGUAUUAAAACUGGUGAUAUUUGUAUAGCAAAAUACAGUGAAGAUGGGAAGUUCUACAGAGCGAAAGUCGGCAACAUAAAAGGUGACAACUUAGUUGUUAGAUAUGUGGAUUAUGGAACUGAGGAAAUGGUUGGUGUGGAGAUGGUCAGACAAAUUCCAAACGAAUUGCUCACAAUACCUAAUCAAGCAUUUCCUUGCUGUCUGUCAGGAUUUAAUUCCUCGGAGGGCUCAUGGCUUAGUGAAGCAGAAGAUAAGUUCUAUGAUAUGACUGUAGAACUCUUACUAGAAGCUAAAGUGAUAGAAACUCGGGAAUAUAAAGCUUCUGAAGUUCCUCUGUCUGUUGUCAAGCUGGAAGCUUGUGGGAAGAGUAUUAAUGAAGAGAUGAAAUGUUUUUGGAAGGCCAAUACAGGAACUGGUGACACGGCUUUUGUAAAUCUUGAGAACCCUUUAAAGGAGAACACAGGGUCAAGUAAUAAUACGGAUCUUUGUCUUGAAAAAGAAACUAUUGCUACUUGUAGAGUACUUCAGGAAGAAGAUAAAAGUGCUGUGCAGAGUGAUUUACUAUGUUCUGGAUGUCUCUUGGAUGUAACUUCUGUGUCUUCAAAUAAUGUAGAACCAAACAUAACAGUGGAAGCUGUGGAACAGAUGUCUGUGAAAGCUGAUGACGAAUGUAAAACAGCUGAGCAUCAAAACAGCUUUGAUAAAGAGACCCCUCUAUUUGAAAAAGAGAGUGAUAAUGACAUGUCACUAGAACCAACACAAUGCUGUUCAUUUUGUGUUUCGGGGAGUGACAUGAAAGCUGCAGAACAAGAGCUAUCUGAAGUACCAUUUGUAGAGGAUGCUGAGCUGAAAGCAGAACUGACUGGCACUGCUUCAGCAGUAAGUCUUCUCCUGGAAAGUAAACAAGAAGAGCUGUUAGGAUGGCCGUUGCUCCAGGUACAGCCUUCUUUGGGGGAUGAAAUGGGGUCAUUACUGGAACUGGAACAACUACAAAUGCACUCUUCAUAUGAUGAUCUGAAAGAGUUCAUAUUGGAGCUAGAAUCGCUUUCAGUGCAGUCCUCGCUUGGUGAAAAAACAAAGGAGGCUUUGGAAUUAGAGUCACUUGAAAUGCAGACAACUCCAGGCAGUGAAGCAGAAGAGAGAAUUUUGGAACUGGAACCACUUGAAGUGCCACACUUGAAUGAUGAGACAGGGGAACUGGCAGCUCUGAAAUCUUUUGAAAUAUCACCACCACCUCAUGAGAGAGAGAAGUUGGCACCUUCAGUUAGCGAAGGGGAGAAGACCUUAGAAUUAUUUCCAUCUGAUGUACAACUUCCUGUGGGAGAUAAAACACCAGCACUGGAACUGGAUUUGCCUGGGGUUCAUGAAGCAGAAGCUAUGCAAAAUGAUUGGAUGGAAGUAGAUCCUACCCUGAUGUUGUCUUCGUUUGGUGGUGGAGCUGAGAAACAACUGGAACUAGAGACCCUUGACAUACAGUCAAUGCUAGAUGCUGAAAUUAAACACCUUCUUGAGUUGGUGCUGCCUGAUGUGCAGCCUUCUCAGCAGGAUGAAGAUGAGGACUUGUUAGGGCUGGAACACACAGUGUUGCAAGCUUCUGCAAAUAGCAAAAGUCAGUUUUCAUUCCUUACAACAGACUUGACAAAUGAGAGGCCUGUUUGCACUGUAAAAUCAUGUGACUGCAAAAUUGAGAAAUGUAAGGAAUGGCAAAAAAAGCAAGAUGGCAGUUCUGCGGAAGAAUGGAUGAAACAAGACUCGGCUGACUCAUUUAAAGAAUGUAGAAGUAAACUUCUAAAUGAGCAGUCUUUAGACUGUAAGCCUGUGGGUGAAGAAAUAGGAAAAAAGCAAAAUGAAAACUUGGCUGACUGCUGUGCAGAACACAGUGAGUACACUUAUAAUCUAAAGGGCUUUGCUGUCGGUUCCAAAUGCAUGGUGUGGACGUCUCUGAAGUGGUGCGAGGCUCGCAUUUUGGAGGUAUCUGAAAAAGGUACCAGGGUUUUGAAUCUUUCCAGUGGCAGUGAGGAGAUUGUGGAUCCUGAGAACGUGUGGAAUUGUAUUCCUGAUUGGGCUUGCCGAUCGUCUGAGGCAGUUACCCAUGCAACAGAUAACUUGGAGUCCUUACUAGAGGAGUCAGUACUUCAAGAAAAGCAAACUGGCUGCAGUUCAGAUUUACCUGAAGAUCCUUCUGUCCUCCAGCAUUCUUGAAACUGAGUGACAUUACAUGUCUACGACUGUGCUGAACAAGUACCCAUGUACACAAACAUUCCUAUGAAAAUGUAUUUUUAAAAGAACAAGAAUAUAAGCAAAUAACAUUCUGAAUGUUUCUUUUACAUAAUUGAACAAAUGCCUGUCACUACCAUACUUCUCUGUUAAAGAAUAGUGCUUGUUGGUAGACCAUUUUGUUGUCAGCUUGGCAUCUUAACAAAGCUGUCCUCUACUUAAAUAAGAAUGUGCAGCCUUUGACUGGCAUUUCUUAUUGAAUGUUUGUGUGCACUAACUUGUAUUGAGCUGUUAGUGGGCUUUCCUUGAACAAAGGUUUCUUGUGAGCUACUGUAUAGACUACUGUGUUGCACACUACAGCUUACUGAUGUUCACUUUCUGAAAAGUUGUGUUGUUAAAAUAGUGUGGUUCUUUUUUUUUCUUGGAGAGAAGCUGAGGAUAUUUUUUUGUUUGUCUCUUUGGGAAAGAAUUUACUUUGGUUUGAAGUCUUAAAUUUGGUGCUCUCAUUAAGCAAUGGAAGAAGCUGGAAUAAAGCUUGUGCUGGGG